AUGUCAGCAAUUACAAUAAGCUGUUUAAGUUACAAAAAAAGGUAUAAAAGUAUAUUGUACUUUUUCUCACUAGAAUUUUUUGUCUGGAAAGAUAAAGAAGAGAAGUUGGUAAAAUCAUCUUUUGUAUCACGUAAUGGUCCAACAACACUUUCUGAUGGCAGAAUUAAAAAAAUCUAUACAUGUCAUCAAUCAGGAAUUUAUGUUCCAAAAGGAUGUGGGAAACGUCAAAUAAAAUCACAGGGAUCUUGCAAAAGUGGAAAGAUAUGUCUUGCUUCUAUUGAGGUGUCUAUUAGAUCAAAUUCAAUAAGAGUUAAAUACCAUAAAAACCACUGUGGACACAAUCUCAGUCUUGCACACAUCCAUUUGUCUGAUAGUGAAAAAGCAGUUAUUGCAAGAAAACUUGCUAAUGGUGUCACCCUGCAGAGAAUCUUAGAUGAUAUUCGAGAUUCUGCAAGUAAUGAACUUACUCGCAUUCAUCUUGUGACAAGAAAAGAUUUGCAAAAUAUCAAGUUUGCAUACAACAUUCAGGAAAUGAAGAAACAUCAUCCUGAAGAUAAGAUCAGUGUGCAGCUAUGGGUGGAUAAAAUGAAAACAUUAGAACAGUCUCCAGUUUUAUAUUUUAAACAGCAAGGGGAAGUUGAUGCUCAACAGAAACUUGGCAAAGAUUUUAUUUUGAUAAUCAUGUUACCAAUACAACAAGAAUUAUUAAAGAUGCUAGGACACCAGCUGAUCUGUGUGGACUCCACUCAUGGCACUACUGCAUAUGAUUUUUAUGUUAGUACUAUAUUAACAGUUGAUGAAUUUGGAAGUGGUCUACCAUGUGCAUACUGCUUAAGCAAUUGAAUAGACACAACCACAUAUUCUUUGUUUUUUGCUGCUGUCAGAGAAAAGCUUGGAAAACUGGAAACUAUUGUUUUUAUGUCUGAUGAUGCAUCUGCAAUUUACAAUGCAUGGA
Molecule: messenger RNA, 955 nt
Organism: Centruroides sculpturatus (bark scorpion)
Lineage: Eukaryota; Metazoa; Arthropoda; Arachnida; Scorpiones; Buthidae
Exons: 3
Coding region: 1-843 (280 amino acids)
Source: RefSeq, a predicted model, not a curated record